AUGGGCCUCCAAGGGCGUCCACCCAGACGCCUGGCCCUCCUAUUUCUUCUCUGUCUCUCUACCCUCUCCACUCUCUCCUCAGCUACCACCAAUUUCGUGGAUGAUGGUUUUGAGGGGGAAACUGAUGAGGAAUACGAUCAACGAUAUGCCGAAUUUGUCACCACUGAAACCGAACGCGGUCUGUUCCCCUCGAUUUUCAACCUGGCGACAAAUGCUAUGAUCUCUUCGACGGCUACUUGUGGAGAGAGGGGACCCGAGGAAUACUGUAAAUUGGUCGAACAUGUGCUGUGGAGGAAGACGCCUGGCAAUGGUGCUCCCCAAUGCGACACGUGCGAUGCAGAUGACGCGAGACGGAGACAUCCAGUCGAAUUUGCGAUCGAUGGAACAAGAAGAUGGUGGCAAAGCCCUUCGCUGCACAAUGGAUUGGAAUAUGAGAAGGUGAACAUCACAAUUGAUCUCCGUCAAGAAUAUCAAGUCGCAUAUAUGGUGGUCAAGAUGGGGAAUGCACCGCGGCCCGGAUCAUGGGUUCUGGAGAGGUCGCGCGACGGCGAGAACUGGCAAGCAUGGCAAUAUUUCGCUACAAACGACGCUGAAUGCGUGCGACUAUUCGGAAUUCCGGCCACAGCCGGCGUUCCAAGAUUCCAGGCUGAUGAUGAGGUGCACUGCACACCCGGCGCCAAGGGACCGUCACUCGAACUUCAGAAAUUCACGCGUACCCGUUUCGUGCGUCUGCGUCUCAUCGACCUGCGCACGCUCAAUGCCGAUUUGUUGAUCGUCAACUCGAGGGGGCACAAGUUGGACAAGAGUGUCACUAUGAGAUAUUUCUACUCGAUCUCCGACAUCUCAAUUGGCGGCCAAUGUAUCUGUUAUGGACAUGCGGAGAGUUGCCCGGCUGAUCCGGUUACUGGGCAAUUCCAAUGCGAAUGCCGUCACAAUACCUGUGGAGAAUCGUGCAACAAAUGCUGUCCGCUCUUCAAUCAACUCCCCUGGAAACCCGGCACCAACGCGCAGCCCAAUAUUUGCCAGCAAUGUCAGUGCUUCUCCCAUGCUGAUGAAUGUGUCUAUGAUGAAGAUCUGGCUCGCGAUCAGCUCUCAGUGACGCCGGAAGGUGUUUUCGAGGGUGGUGGACGGUGUCUGCAAUGUCAGCACAACACGGAGGGAAUCAAUUGCGAGAGAUGCCUGAAGGGAUACUACCGUCCAUCCGGAAUGUCACACUAUCGAGAAGAUGCCUGUAGAUCUUGUGAUUGUGAUGAAACUGGGUCGGAAAGUGAGGAGUGUAUUCGUGAUGAUCAGUCGGCCAUUAAUGGAAUGGCCCCCGGUGACUGUCGUUGCAAACCGGGUUUCGGGGGGGCGGCGAUGCCGGAUCGCUCAAUUUUGAUCAUUGUGAGCACGAGAAAUGCCAAUGCAAAGCAAACGUCGAGGGUCUCUAUUAUCCAAAAACAACUCGGCUGGCAGCUAACGGAUUUGAGUGGAGGUCGAGAGGUGGCACCGGAUAAUGAGAAUGGAGAGGUGCUAAUGUUCAACGCGAAUCAGAACAAGGACCUCCAGAUUGCACUUCGAGAAGGAGCCGGAUGGUAUAAUAGUCAAUCGAGGAGGCCCGCUGAUAAGGCUGACGUAAUGCGUGCCCUCUCUGGCGUCUCGCUAUUCCUCGUCCGUGCCAUGUACAACCAGAAUCAACUCCAGAGCAGCAUCUUCGGGCUCACGCUUGAUAAGGCUGUUGCGAGGACCAAGGGAAAUGCGCUAACCUCGGAUACACUGAUGAAAUCGGUGGAAGUGUGCGAAUGCCCCGAGGGAACAUCCGGAAACUCUUGCGAGUCAUGCCCCCAUGGCUACCGUCGUGUCGACAAUCAGCUCUUCAACGGGCGAUGCGAGAAAUGUGACUGUAACGACCAUGCCGAUUCUUGUGAUCCGUUCACCGGGGAAUGCGCUGACUGUCAGCCGGCUUGCGAACCUGGAUACGAAGGGAAUAAGUGCGAAAUGUGCGCCGACGGAUAUUGGGGAGAUCCUCUGGAAGUAAACGGCACCUGCCGAGAAUGCGAAUGUAACGGAAAUAUCGACGCGAUGGCCAUUGGAAAUUGUGAUACGAAGACUGGAGAAU
Messenger RNA from Mesorhabditis spiculigera, 2098 nucleotides. The record is from the annotation of a GenBank genome assembly. NCBI's taxonomy places the organism in Eukaryota, Metazoa, Nematoda, Chromadorea, Rhabditida, Rhabditidae.